AUGAAACGACGAACGAAUUUCGACAGCAUAAAAAUACGAAAAUCUAUUCGACGCUCUCGUCUUACUGAGGGUAUAUAUGGAAGUGCAUUAAUGUAUCUCAAAUUUAUUUUUAUUUGGGGUAUAAUAAUGGCAGCUGAUUAUUUACUUGAAUUUCGCUUUGAAUAUCUAUGGCCAUUUUGGCUUGUUCUACGAAGUAUUUAUGAUUCAUUUAAAUAUCAAGGAUUACUUUUCUCAUUAUUCUUUGUACUUAUUGCAUUCAUAGCCGAUCUCAUUUGUUAUAUAUUACUACCUGUUCAAUGGCUAUUUUUUGCUGCAAGUAGCUAUGUAUGGAUACAAUAUGUUUGGCAAACAGAACGUGGUAUCUGUUUGGGUACAGUUGUUCUGUGGGUGCUGUUUGUAUGGCUUGAAGCAUCAGUACGAUUACGUGAAAUUAAAACUAUUGAUCUUUGUCGACCAUUUGCCGCUCAUUGUAUCGGUUAUCCAAUGGUAACGUUAGGAUUUGGUUUUAAAACGUAUCUUGCUUAUAAAUGGAGAUUGAGAAAACAACGUGAUGUAAGGAAAAUAAAUGAGUCAUAUAUCCAAUUAAUAAAUCAAGCAUUACCAAUUGAAGUUCAACAAGAAGCGGAAAAAGAACGAUUAAGUCGAGAGAAGGGUACAUUUACAGAAUCUUAUGAUGAAUGUACGAAUCAAUCAAAUAUUGAUGGAAAUUAUUCGCCAUCUUCUCCGAGUUCAUCAAUAAAUAAUUCAAAUCUUCUAUCUUCAGUACUUAUUAAUUCUCAAACACAAUUAAAUAAUCAUUCAACAUCAUUACCUUGUACAGUAUCAAAACGUCCACAAAAAUUAAACAAUAAUGAUGAUUUAUCAUCGACAAAUUCACUUGUACAAACAACAACAACAACAACAACAACACGUAAUAAUAAAAUUUCCAAUGGAAAUAAUAACGAUGACGAAUCAUUAUCAACAUAUAAACAACAGAAAAAACAGUUAGUCAAAUCUUCAAAUACACAAAAUACACAAGGUCGAAGACAACAGAAAAAACAAGAAACAAGAGAACAAAUACGUGCUACAUCAAGAGAUUCAUCAUCAUCAUAUAAUAAUGGUUUUGGAACGACUACAUCGAUUGAAAAUUCAGAUAUUGAAAAAAAUCUUCAAAUCAGUAAAUUAGAAGGUGAUAUUCAACGAUUGAAUCAGUCAAUUGAAAAACAAAAAAAUUCCGAAUUACAAUUACGUACUCAAUUAACAGAUUUGAAAAGUGUUCGAAAAGAUCUUGAUGAUUUACGUGCAGAAAAUACCACAUUACAAUCAAAAUAUGAAUCAGUUAAUACUCAACGAAACCGUGAUAAACAACGUGUAAUUGAACUUGAAAAGACUAUUAACGAAGAAAAACAAAAUCGACAACGAUUAGAAUCACAAAUAAAAACUGAAAAAACUUUAACGAAAAAACUUCAAGAUGAUUUAACUAAAUUAAGUUUAAUACCACCAAGAAGUGAAUGUACAGAACAAUGUAUGAAACGAAGACGUGAUCAAGAGAAUGAAACAAGAGAAAUGCGAAAAUUACUCAAUGAUAAAGAUGAACGUAUCAAGUUACUUGAUAAUGAAAUUAAGACUCUACUAAAAUAUCGUGAAUCUCAAGCAGAUACAGAAGUACUCUAUCAACAUUAUUCCCAAUUAAAAGAACGUAAUGCUCAUUUACAAGAUAGUCUUAGUGCUGAAACACGAAUAAAACUUGAUUUAUUUUCUGCACUUGGUGAAGUUAAACGACAACUUGAAAUAGCUAAUGGUGCUAUUCGAGAAAAAGAACGUGAACUAAUUGCUGCACUUCAUUCCCAACAUCAGGUUAAUACUUGUUUAUUUAAUGGUCAUCGUCAAUCAUCUGGACAUUCAUCACCAACAAAUCAAUUAAUCGAUACAAAUAAUAAUCCAACAACAAGUCCAUCAUCUGUUUUCUAUUCACCACCAACAACUAUAACACCACCACCAUUACAAAAUGCUACAUCCAAUCUCGAUCCAAAUGCUCAAGAUUUUUGUUUAUCAACACUUUCGACAAAUAAUAUAUAA
Adineta steineri is the source of this 2058-nucleotide messenger RNA. The record is from the annotation of a GenBank genome assembly. Lineage: Eukaryota; Metazoa; Rotifera; Eurotatoria; Adinetida; Adinetidae.